CGAUAGUUAUAUCGUUAAGGGCAUUGUGUUUGUUGGUAAACAGAUUAGCGUCAACCAAAAGGUAGACGGGCGUUUGCGUUAUCUUACUUACUAGUGAUGUUAGAAUGUCUUUCUAUAGAGAAGCACAUUGUUUCGAAUUAUUUCAGUAAUUUUAACUGGCCUACUGACCCUAAAGUUAUCGAAUCAUGACUGAGAAGAUAAAAAUUUUAGUUUGUGGCAGUGUGGAUGGAGAUUUCACAACUCUCUUUAAACGAGUGGAAAAUGUAAAUAAAAAAAACGGACCCUUUGAAUUCCUUCUGUGUGUUGGAGAUUUUUUUGGGCAAUCAGCUGACUCAUGGCAGCCAUACAAAGCAGGAAUGUUGAAAGUUCCUUUGCCUACUUACAUCUUGGGACCCACCAGUGAAGAUCAGCUAAGUAAUUAUGAUAACUUAGAUGGAUGUGAGCUGUGCCCAAAUGUAAGCUACAUUGGUAGACGUGGUCUCUUUAGUGCAAUGUCAGGCCUGAAGCUAGCUUAUGUGGGUGGUACUGAAGCAGAAACAGAUGAGAAACCAAGAGGUUAUAAUUUUACAAAAGCUGAUGUAACUUCAGUUCGAGAUGUGUGCCUUCGAGGAAAGCCAAGUUUCAGAGGAAUUGACAUUUUAGCAACAUCGUCAUGGCCGAAAGAUGUGACUCGGUUCGGUCAAGACAAGACUGUGAAGAUUUCCAAAGAAUCACAUUUACUUUCAUGGUUAGCAGUACAGUUGAAGCCCCGUUAUCAUUUCUGUCCUGCUGAUGAACAAUAUUAUGAAAGAAGACCAUACAGAAAUCAUAGUUCUUCUGGUGAUAUUACACACACUACAAGAUUUAUUGCCUUAGCCAGAGUUGGAAACAGACAAAAAGAGAAAUGGUUAUAUGCACUGAGUAUUGAUCCCAUUGAAAAAAUGAGAGCAAUGGAGUUGUAUCAACAGACAACUGACCAGACUGAGUGCCCUUACAGUGGAAGUAUGCUGUUACCAAACAUCAUGCAGAAUAAAGAAGAGAAGUCAAACCAGUACUUUUUCGACAUGGAUGCGCCAGAAGAUCAUGGCAGCCGCAAGAGAAAGUCAAGAGGUAGUGAUGGGGGACCAGAACGAAAACAACCUCCUGUCUUUGAUCAAGGUACUUGCUGGUUUUGCUUAGCCAGUCCAGAAGUUGAGAAACAUCUUGUGAUUAGUAUUGGCACAGAGGCUUAUCUGGCAUUGGCCAAAGGAGGUCUUGUUGCUGAUCACCUGUUGAUUCUUCCAAUUGGCCAUCAUCAGUCUCUUGCAAGCUUGCCGGAAUCUGUGGCAAAGGAAAUUAAGAAGUUUAAAUCAGCAAUAAAGAAAUAUUUCAAUAAAAGACAGAAAGCUCCUGUCUUCUUUGAAAGAAAUUACAAGACUUCACAUCUGCAAGUUCAAGUUGUGCCAGUAAAUUUGCGUGUGGUUAAUAUGCUUAAGGACAUAUUUCAGGAUUAUGCCGAAGGUGAAGGAAUACAACUGGAUGAACUUCCAGAACAUGCAAAAUUAGAUCAGAUAGCACCUCCAGGGACUCCAUACUUUUAUGCUGAAUUGCCUUCUGGUGAAAAACUUUUCCACAGAAUCAAGAAAAACUUCCCAUUGCAAUUUGGAAGAGAUGUUCUGGCCAGUGAGUCAGUACUGAAUAUGGUGGAUCGAGCAGAUUGGAGAGACUGUAAAGUUUCUAAGGAAGAAGAAACCGAAUUGACGAAAACUUUUAGGGCCUCUUUUCAGCCAUUUGAUUUUACUGUUUAAACAUAAUUUUAUAAUGAACAUUUCAAGAAAAUUUUUAUUGUUUGAAUAAAUAAUUAAGUUUAUAAGAACUGAAA
This is a messenger RNA of Schistocerca piceifrons (Central American locust), 1840 nucleotides long. RefSeq names its product CWF19-like protein 1. Gene Ontology annotation, molecular function: RNA lariat debranching enzyme activator activity. The transcript is spliced from 12 exons. Lineage: Eukaryota; Metazoa; Arthropoda; Insecta; Orthoptera; Acrididae. The coding region runs from base 186 to 1766 and encodes 526 amino acids. Gene Ontology annotation, cellular component: post-mRNA release spliceosomal complex. Gene Ontology annotation, biological process: mRNA splicing, via spliceosome. The record is from RefSeq and is a predicted model, not a curated record.